Messenger RNA from Medicago truncatula (barrel medic), 2063 nucleotides. Its product is annotated as serine/threonine-protein kinase MHK. Gene Ontology annotation, molecular function: protein kinase activity; ATP binding. Bases 498 to 1805 code for a protein of 435 amino acids. The record is from RefSeq and is a predicted model, not a curated record. Gene Ontology annotation, biological process: protein phosphorylation. The transcript has 18 exons. NCBI's taxonomy places the organism in Eukaryota, Viridiplantae, Streptophyta, Magnoliopsida, Fabales, Fabaceae.
UCGCUCCCUCUCUCUCUCUCUCUCUCUCUUUCGCAUUCUUCACAUAUCCGAAUUUUCUCUCUCUUCGCUUCUCUGAAAAUCAAUUUUCAUCGUUUCUUCUCCGCGAAUCUUCAUUCGCAUUGCUGAUCCGUGUUCUUGAUUCUGCUCCAAUUCUAUCUAAUUUUCCUACACGCUUAUCAUCUGUUUUCCAUUAUACUGACUCAAUUUGAAGUUAAUGUAAUGAAAAUGGAUCAACAUUGUAAUAUGCAAAUGACGCCACCUAGUCAACAGGGGUUGUGAAGGUUGCAACAGGUUGACAUACUGCUUGCUGUUUGUGGUUUGUUUCUACAAUGAAAAGUGGUCUGUUGAUGAUAUUAAAUGCUUCAUGCUACAUAUCAAGUUUAAAUCAUAUUUACAAACAAAGUGCCAACACAGUGUUGACAGUUAGACGUCCCUUCAUGGAAUCCGUUCCAGUCUCGUUGAAGUGUUUUUGGCUAUAGUCUUAUAAGUAAAUAAAAAUGGAAUGGUAUACAAUUUUGAAAGAGCUUGGCGAUGGUUCUUGCGGUCAUGUAUAUAAAGCCCGUGAUAUGAGAACUUUUGAGAUUGUUGCUGUCAAAAGGUUGAAAAGAAAGUUUUGCUUUUGGGAAGAAUACACAAAUUUAAGAGAAAUAAAGGCCCUCCGUAAAAUGAAUCACCAAAAUAUCAUAAAGUUGAGAGAGGUUGUUAGAGAAAAUAAUGAGCUGUUUUUCAUUUUUGAAUACAUGGAUUGCAAUCUUUAUCAAUUAAUAAAAGAGAGAGAAAAACCCUUUUCAGAGGAAGAGAUACGAUGCUUUAUGAAGCAAAUGCUCCAAGGACUUAGUCACAUGCACAAAAAAGGAUUUUUUCACCGGGAUUUAAAACCUGAAAAUUUGCUGGUGACAAAUGAUGUUCUUAAAAUUGCUGAUUUUGGUUUGGCUAGAGAAGUAUCAUCAAUGCCUCCAUAUACUCAAUAUGUUUCCACACGAUGGUACCGAGCACCUGAAGUUUUGUUGCAGUCCCCAUGCUAUACUCCUGCUGUUGACAUGUGGGCUAUUGGGGCUAUAUUAGCCGAGCUUUUUACAUUGACCCCCAUAUUUCCUGGUGAAAGUGAAAUAGAUCAAAUGUACAAAAUUUACUGCAUUCUUGGUAUGCCAGAUUCAACUUGUUUCACCAUAGGUGCGAACAACUCUAGGCUAUUGGACUUUGUUGGCCAUGAAGUGGUUGCGCCUGUGAAGCUUUCUGAUAUCAUUCCAAAUGCUAGCAUGGAAGCUAUAGAUUUGAUCACACAAUUGUUAUCAUGGGACCCAUCAAGAAGGCCAGAUGCGGAUCAGUCACUGCAACAUCCUUUUUUCCAUGUGAAUACAAGGGUUCCUCGUUCACUCAGUGAUCCACUUGAGCUGAAGCUGAGUAACAAAAGGGUAAAGCCAAAUCUUGAGCUGAAGCUGCAUGAUUUUGGCCCUGAUCCCGAUGAUUGUUUUCUUGGCUUGACAUUGGCUGUAAAGCCCAGUGUUUCUAACUUGGAUGUGGUUCAAAAUGCACGGCAGGGUAUGGGAGAGAAUAUGCUAUUUUGCUCGGAUUUUAAUGACCAUUCAGACCAAUCAGUUUUUUGGACAUUAUUAUCUCCUGAUCAAAAUGGAGUUCACAGCUCAGCAGAGACUUCAUUAUCAUUGUCAUUCGGAUCCGUUCAACACCAGCCAAUUGGAGUUCCACAGACAGCAGGAUUUUCUUUUCAACCUUUGCAGCCUAACAUCUUAACGACACCGUUUUUGACACUGUCUUCUCCGUACCAGCGCAGGCAUUGCCUUUGAAUGAUUAUUUGCACUUUGAACAAUUCUGCGAGAUCUUGAAUCUUGAUAAUGCAUCAAACAGUUUUAUUUUUUUGUACAGCUCUAUUUAGUAUUAAAAAUAGUUUCACAUUAUCGUAAAUAUAUAUGUAAUUAGUGAACAGUUUCUACAAAAAUAUUUGAUCUCAUUGGGGUUUGUAAUUUUAACAAUUACGUCUUUUUAGGGCGUCAAAAUAAUCAAACGUGAUGUAACCCUAAUAUAGGGGGUGCCUCUUUCCCAUC